AUGGGGGGAGAAUUGUCUAAGGCGGUUACUUCUUCUUUUUUGGCUUUAGUUCCAAAGGCUUCCAACCCUUUAUGCUUGGAUGAUUAUAGACUGAUUUGUUUAGUGGGUUGCAUGUAUAAGUUUAUGGCAAAGAUAUUAGCGGGGAGAUUGAAAUGUGUGUUGAACUCCAUAGUUUCUCAAUGCCAAAGCGCGUUUGUUCCGGGGAGACAAUUGCUUGACGGGGUUUUGGUGGCUAAUGAGGUGGUGGAUUUUGUUAAGAAAGAAGGUUUGUCUUGUCUUUUAUUUAAAGUUGACUUUGAAAAGGCUUAUGAUAAGGUUUCUUGGGUCUUUUUGCACUUUUUGUUGGAAAAGAUGGGGUUCGGCGUCAAAUGGAGGGAAUGGAUGGAGCUUUUGGUUUUCAAGAGUGAUAUGUCGGUGGUGGUCAAUGGUAGUCCAACUAAAGAAUUUGCCGUGAAGAGAGGGCUAAGACAAGGUGAUCCGUUAUCACCUUUUCUUUUUGUUUUGGUAGCGGAGGCUCUUUCUAGGUUGGUCCGGAAAUCGAGCGAAAUUGGAGAGUAUGAGAAUUUGUUGAUUAAAAGGAGGUGUUUUGUGGAUAUUCUUCAAUUUGCGGACGACACUUUGUUGAUUGGGGAAGGUUCUUGGAAGCACGUGAAAGCCUUGAAAGUUGUGUUGAGAGCUUUUGAGUUAGUAUCGGGGCUUGGCAUCAAUUUUCACAAAAGCAAAUUGAUUGGAGUAAAUACUUCUCAACAUUUCUUAGAAGCCGCUUCUUUGUAUCUCUCAUGUAAAAUGGAAAGUAAUAAUUUCGAGUUUCUCGGUAUUCCGAUUGGUUUCAAUCCGAGGAAGGAAUCAACAUGGCAACCAUUAUUGGAAAAGAUGAGAAGGCGUUUGAAUGGGUGGAAAAACCGGUUCCUUAAUCUUGGAGGUAGAAUUACUCUCUUGAAGUCUAUUUUGAGCUCUUUAUCUAUUUUCUUCAUGUCUUUUUAUAAGAUGCCGACCAAAGUUGUUAAGGAAUGUACCAAGAUCCAAAGUAAUUUUCUUUGGGGGGGUGCGGUCGAAAAGAGGAAUAUUCAUUGGUGGAGAUGGAGGAUUGUAAAUGGCGGAGGGACUCUUUGGUGGGAGGUGUUGAAGGCUCGUUAUGGAGAUAUCAAAAUGCAAAUUCUAUGUGGAGGAGAUUCUCGCUCUAGCUCUUCUUCCUCUCUUUGGUGGCGAGACUUAUUAAAGGUUGGUAUUUUUUCUCCUUUUCUUAAGGAUCCUUUAAUUUCAAAUUGUAGUUUUAAAGUGGGAAACGGUUUUAGUACUCCUUUUUGGGAAGUUGGUUGGAUUAAUAGCUCUAGUUUGUCGGAUGAUUUUCCGGAUCUCUUUGAGUUAUCUUCUUUGAAAAAAGUCUCCGUAGCGGUUAUGGGAGGAUGGCGGGAAGGGGUGUGGGUUUGGGGUGAUUUAGGCAUUUCCGGGGCGGAAGUGGCGGAGAAAAAUUUGUCUCCGAGGUUGGCGGUUUUAAGGGGUCUUUUGGAGGAUUUUGGGGGGUUGAUAGAUGAUAUUGAUUCCGUGUGUUGGGUGUUGGAUUCGGAAAAGUGCUUUUCGGUGUCUUCGUGUUAUCGGUGGUAUGCUUCAUUGAGAACACCGUUCGGUCCCUUGAAUAAGAAUGAGGAGGCUUUGGAAUUGAUUUGGAUGAUGGAGAUUCCUUUUAAAAUUAAAGCUUUCGCUUGGAGAAUUUUUGUGAAUAGGCUUCCCACGAAAGAUCUUUUAGUGUAUAGAGGUAUUAAUUUCUCUACUUCUAACUUAAAUUGUUUUUUUUGCGAUUCACAUUUGGAGGAUUUGGAUCACAUGUUUUUCAAGUGUGAAGUAGUUAAAACUGUUUGGAAUGAAAUUGGUGUGUGGUUGGAUUACCCGAAUCGCAAGGAGUUCGAUUGUAUCCCUUCCUUUAUGGAAUGGUAUGUCAUGGGGCGGGUAAAAGGGAUCAAAGUUGGUAAAUUGGGGGUGUUUUGGCUAGCUACUUGUUGGAUUAUUUGGUUGACAAGGAACGGCUUUUGCUUUAGGAACGAAGCAUGGAACAUUAACAAUAUUGUUUGGAAUAUCAAAAUUUUGAUAUGGAGGUGGUCCUUUUUGGGCGAUAUUGCGUAUCCCAAUUGUAGUUUUUACGACUUUAGUAAAGAUCCUAUAUCUAUUUUGUCGUAA
Molecule: messenger RNA, 2175 nt
Organism: Vicia villosa (hairy vetch)
Lineage: Eukaryota; Viridiplantae; Streptophyta; Magnoliopsida; Fabales; Fabaceae
Exons: 2
Coding region: 1-2175 (724 amino acids)
Source: RefSeq, a predicted model, not a curated record